This is a messenger RNA of Phragmites australis (common reed), 1868 nucleotides long. RefSeq names its product WRKY transcription factor WRKY51-like. Gene Ontology annotation, molecular function: DNA-binding transcription factor activity; sequence-specific DNA binding. NCBI's taxonomy places the organism in Eukaryota, Viridiplantae, Streptophyta, Magnoliopsida, Poales, Poaceae. The transcript has 3 exons. The record is from RefSeq and is a predicted model, not a curated record. Gene Ontology annotation, biological process: regulation of DNA-templated transcription. Bases 67 to 1020 code for a protein of 317 amino acids.
AGUCGCACCCACUUCUUCCCUUCCCCCUUCUCUUCACUCCGGCGAGCGUUGUUGAGGGCGGCGGAGAUGAUGACCCUCGAUCUGAUGGGAGGGUACGGGCGGGUGGACGAGCAGGUGGCCAUCCAGGAGGAGGCAGCGGCGGGGCUGCGCGGGAUGGAGCACCUCAUCUCGCAGCUCUCCCGGGCGGGCACCGGCGAGAUGUCCCCGCCGGCCGCGGCGCAUAAUCAGCAACAGCCGCAGGACAAUCACCAGGUCGACUGCCGGGAGAUUACCGACAUGACGGUUUCAAGGUUCAAGAAGGUCAUUUCCAUCCUCAACCGCACCGGCCACGCGCGGUUCCGGCGCGGCUCCGUGGUGGCGCAGUCGCAGGGCCCGGCCGUGUCCGUGCCGGCGUUGGCGUCGGCGUCGAGGCCCGUGACGCUGGACUUCACCAAUUCGGUUACCGGGUACGGGAAGGACGCCGGGUUCAGCGUGUCCAGAGCGAGCUCCUCGUUCCUAUCGUCGGUGACCGGAGACGGGAGCGUGUCGAACGGGCGCUGCGGCGGGUCCUCAAUCAUGCUCCCGCCGCCACCCGGUGCGGCCAGCUGCGGGAAGCUGCCGCUAUCGUUCGCGUCCGCCGGGCAGAAGCGCAGGUGCGACGACCACGCGCACUCCGAGAACGACGCCGGCGGCAAGUACGGCGCCAACGGCGGCCGCUGCCACUGCUCCAAGCGCAGGAAGCAUCGUGUGAAGCACACGAUCCGCGUGCCGGCGAUCAGCCCGAAGGUGGCGGACAUCCCCGCCGACGAGUACUCCUGGCGCAAGUACGGGCAGAAGCCCAUCAAGGGCUCCCCCUACCCACGCGGGUACUACAAGUGCAGCACGGUGCGCGGGUGCCCCGCGCGGAAGCACGUGGAGCGUGACCCCGGCGAGCCGUCGAUGCUGAUCGUCACCUACGAGGGCGAGCACCGCCACACCCCUGCCGGCCAGGAUCCGUCCCCGCCACUCCUCGCCCCGCUCCCGGAGCUGCCCAACCAUUAAAUCUCUUUUUCUUUUUGUCACAUCCUGCUCUUGAUUAGUCACCACCAUUAGGCUUCGUUUUAGCAGCUCCAUUUUUUUUCCUGUUUCUCUCGUCUUCGGUUUAGCAGCAUGUAAAAGGAUUAGUGGUAGGAAACUGUUACCCAGAGAUUCGGAGAAGAAAAGGUACUGUACUGUAUUUUCAGAGCAAAACGACACAGGAAACGUGGUCGGGAAUUUGACCGUGCUAUGCGAUUUCAUAGCCCGGUUUAACCCCGGUGAUUUGGAGUCCGGUUGGGGUGCGGACGGAGGAGUCAAAAGGGCGUGGGGCCCAGCGAUUGUUCUGGUCCUGGGUGGGGACCGAGGGCGGGCCGUGGACGGGGUCAAGGAACGCGGCAGAAGAAAAGAGAGAGCGGUGUGGUUGAGAUGCUUUCGUUUGGAGCUGUUGUUGCAUGGCGGCAGUAUAGCUAGCAUGUGCGAGGAAAGAGGGAGCAAAAGUCAAAAGGGCAUCAGAGAGCUGGAGCGGUGGGGCAGGUGUAUUUGUCUCGCUGCCACAGCAUGUGUGAAUUUGUCACGCGUUCCGUGUCCCCACCGCCCCCUUGUGGGCUGGAUCUUCUGGGGCGGUCAUCGCACUGUUGCGGCUGCUGAGUACUGAUUGCUUCAAGACGGAUAGGACUUCACUCCGGGCUUGAUUGCUUCAACGGAUGUACUUGUAAUUAGGGUCUGUUUUUCAAAAGCUGUUUCUGAGCUAUGGCUGUGCAGAAGCUGUUUUUUCAGAAGUUGUUUAUAUAAAAAUAGCGUCUGUUUGAUAACCCUGUUUUAGAUAGUCUGGCCCAUGGCUUUUAAGCGAAUAAAAUAUGCAAUGUCUAUAA